This is a messenger RNA of Aspergillus glaucus CBS 516.65, 4264 nucleotides long. RefSeq names its product putative translation regulator (Cya5). Bases 206 to 4096 code for a protein of 1296 amino acids. The record is from RefSeq and is a predicted model, not a curated record. The transcript is spliced from 2 exons. Lineage: Eukaryota; Fungi; Ascomycota; Eurotiomycetes; Eurotiales; Aspergillaceae. Gene Ontology annotation, molecular function: protein binding.
CAAUCAUUGAUCUUUACUGCUUUCCUUGCUCUUCUGCUUGUUUAUUGAGAAGAGAUUUCGUGCUUGAAAAUUGGUUGUUGCGAAUCCGCGAAGCUUGAUCUGCGAAUAGAGCUCCCGCUCAUAUUUUUUCCCCAGCCGUCGAUAGACGAUAUGUUACGCGGUGUGAUAUAUUUCGGGUGACUUUAGGGUAUAACAGUCGAGGGUGAUGCUUGAACGGGCUGCCGGAUGCCUCGAGAACGCAGGACGGCGUUUCUUCCGGGAUUCCAAUGGCGCCAUUCGACAUUCAAGGUCACUGUAUCCUCUUCUCGGACACAACAAUGGAGCAAGUGCAGAUUUUCCUUCCUGGCUUUUGGCCUUCGUGCAGAUUUCCGACCUGCGGGGCUCGUAUAGCCUGAGCGCCACUUCAAAUACACGAACGCCGUUUCUCGAUUUCCUGUACCCACCACAAACCAAGACCUUUGCAGCCUCAUGUUUAUUUCACGCCUCGAAGAGAAUUGGUUCUCGGCGGAGGAGGAAAACGGUACCCGGUCUAUCCAGAAAUUACGUCUCGAAAAGUGCUAGUCGUUAUCAAAGUGCCCAGGCGGGGCAGGGAGUGUUAGAGGAACAUGAAAAGCCGGGUGAAGAUGAUGAACGGGGACGCGCAAGGGACAGUCUUGGAGUGUUGUUCAACCAGCGGAGGUUGGGAGACUAUGAAGAAGCUUGGACGCUAUAUGCAGUUGCCGGCCGGCCCCUCGAUUUGAAAUCGGCUCUCCUCGAUUACCUUAGUCGUUCAGAACGGCCGCUCGACCGUAACCGGACGAAACAGAUAUUUGACGAAAUCCCUGUCGAACAUCGCUCUGCGCACGAUUACCUGCGCCUAGCGGAAUCAUGUGUGACUGCUGGAACAUUUCCGGAUUUAAAGGAAUUAUGCGAGGGAGCUGUAUCGAACGGGGUGGGAAACCUGUGCUUGGCCUUUACUAUCGCAACCUUGGUAAACAAUGCGCAAUGGGAUAUUGCUCAAGAUAUGUGGAAUUUACGGCCGAAAUCUUUUGAAGACGAGCGGUCUCCCGACAGUGAAUGGUUGCGUUCUGUCGUUUCCCAGGUGGAUUUAUCGUUAUUCCUCAAAAAUAUAGUUGGCCUAGCGGACUUCCUCAAAGCCCAAGGUGAUGUUUGCCCUGCUCGCGAACUUGUGGGCAUCCUUAUUGAUCAUGCUUUCUCGUCAUUGAAAGCCAUCGAAAACACGUCCUCCAGAAAUAUUCUUCUCCUUCUACGCAGAUACAAAGGACUCGGCAUUGUCACCGCGGAACAUUUCUACAAAUUGAUCCAGACUUCCCAGUCUUCGGAGCUUCGAACGACAUUCAUUCGGUCCAUUGUCAUUUACCGUACGUUUCGUUGGCAGUUGCCGGACGAGGUGCCUCCAGCGAAAAUCAUUCGUGCCAUGAUGAGGACUCUUGUGUCGUUUGACAUCACCAACGGUAUGACGUAUUUCAUGGAGGAGUUCUCGCAAUUUCAUGGAAAACCCACCCCCGAUGUGUAUAAGAAUGCUCUCGUUGCAUUUUCAAGGGCCGGUGAUGUCGCAAAAGUCCGCGAAGUCUUCGACAAGCUCGUAUCCGACCAUGGACCGCCGCGCAGCCGCAGGCUGCUAACUCCGCUUCUUUACGUCCAGGCAAGGGUUGGAAACAUUCAAGAGACCCGUCGAGAAUUCAACCGGAUUCCAGAGGAAUAUGGCCUUGAAUUGAAUACGGUGUGCUGGAACAAUCUGCUCACUGCCCACGCGAAUGCGGGUGACGUUAGUGGGGCUUUCCAAACUUUCGAUGAAAUGCUUAAAAGCGGGGUGGAACUGAACUCCCAUACAUUCGGUAUUUUGAUGGGCGUCUGUGCCAACAGAGGUGAUAUCGACAAUGUCCGCCGUCUGCUAGCUAUGGCGAAAGAACGCCAGAUGCAGAUUACGGCUCCUAUGAUUGAUCCAAUCGUAGAGGCGUACUGCCGCAAUGGAAAGUUUGACGUGGCUGAAAGCGUGGCCGAGACUUGCCUCGGCUUGGACGUGCAGGGCUCGCGGGUACGAAUGUGGAACAUGCUACUUUGGCACUACGCAUUCAGACUCGACUUAGAAGCCGUCUCACGAAUCCGUUCACGAAUGGACAAGGCAGGACUUUUACCUGAUGGCAUGACAUAUGCCGCUUUGAUGCUCAGCUUGGCGCUCAUUGGCAAGACCAAUUCUGCUCGUCGAAUUUUCCGGUCCCUUCACCGAAACAAGCGCGUGCAUGCAACCGAGUUUCAUUACACCAUCAUUCUGUACGGUUACGUUCGAGAGCGGAAUCGUGACAUGGUACACAUUAUUUUCCGUGAGAUUAAGGAACGUUUCCAGCGACCUGGCUCCAGCUCAAGCCUCCUCUUCCUUAAGAACCAGUUGCAGAGAGACUUGCAAUCCAUCAGGUCUGGUGGAAAGCCCGAGGAGAGUGCCAGUGCACGCCUUGAAAACGCCGAAAAGUUCCUUGCUGAGACCAUCGCGGACUUCGACACUACGAAACUGGCUACAAAGGAGCCGAUGCCAGCCACCGGAAGACAAUCCGCCAUGGAAGCCUUCCCCAGCAUGUUCUAUGAAUACGUCAUGAAUGCAUAUGGAACUAAGGGAGCGUCUCGGAAAGUACGGGAGUUAUUCGACCAGUUCAUCAGCCGGCAGAAAACUCUACGCUCUUCAGACAAUGUGGAAGAAAUCGCGCCUCUUCGCUUGCUUAACACCCUGAUGCUCGCGCACUUGCGGGCUGACGAAUAUAAAGAAGUUGAGGAUUGCUGGCGUCUGGUAUUUCCUCGUGCGAUCAAGUUGGCCACUCCUCUCAACGUUGAUGAAUGGCUUUCUGCCCAUUUGCCACCGGCAGACAGCCUCUACCCUCCCCGUCCCUCUCUACCCCAGUCUUCCCAAGGCAGCCAUGAUUUGCUCGUGGAUUCCGAUGCUUCUGAUUUGUCAGAGGAGCUCAUCUCAAAGAAACAUAGAAUUCUCCCGUCUUAUACGUUCAUGCUAUCAAAACCCCUCUCUCUGUACUUGCGUUCGUUGGCGUAUCGCAAUGAGCUCGAAAGGAUCCCGCAGGUUGUGGCUGAAGUUGAGCGUGCAGGAUUCAGUCUGUCCACUCAUAAUUGGUCGAGUUAUGUCCAGCUGCUCGCAACGUCUGACAACCCAUCACAUCAACUUCAGGCAUUUGCUGUCUUUGAGGAGAAAUUCAUGCCUAAUUUCCCGGGAUGGAAAUUUAUUCGCCGUGGACUCAGCAUCAAACCUCCAGGGGUUCCCAAAGCAAUUGCAGAGCUCGAGGAUCGUAGACAUGGAAGGCGCCGCGAUCACCUCUUCAAAGAAGGGCGAAGAUAUUGGAACCAAAUCCAGCCGGAUUUCAUGCAUCCCACCUAUAUUUCCAUGGUCUACCUCGCCUCUGCCUUGCUUGAUUUUCGAGAGAGAAGUGUCGUCGAAGGAGGUGCGGAACUGCAAUCCUUGUAUAACGGGGCCCCCAACACUCUUGAGGCAUUGGGUAGCAUGCCUUAUAUCCGCGAAAAGUUCCAGGGCGUAUUGCUCCGCUCUCGUCAACAGCAACGCGAUAAAAGGAAAGCUCCCCUUCAAUGGGAGCCUUGGGUAUGGACCGGUGGUGUCCUUGGCGUUGGAGGUCGUCCUAGAGCUUCUGCUCUCGUUCUCUCCAACGAAGCAGCCGCUAGAACAAGUAUUGCUGGCGGAUUAGAUCUACUCGUCGCUGACAUCAAGUCGAAAGCGAGGGCCUCCGUCUCAGAGAAGGAUGAACCCGAGGGCUCCCCUCCUCCUAAGACUUUCGACCCAGAAGACGAGCACGACAUCGAGACCGAAACUAGCUAUGAAGCAACGAGCGGCCUUGUUGAUCCCGAUGAUGAGUCACGGUAUCUCAGGAAGCCUGAUAGCUUGUAUGUUUUCAGACUACCCUUUGUGAAGGAGGAGCCGGUGUCCAAAGAGCUGGACGAGCCAGCAGAAGAACCAGCAGAUGAGCCAGCAGACGACGUAUCAGAACCCGAUGCUGCAGAAGAUGCGGAAGAUGUUGAAGCAACCGACGAGGAGCAAGGCCUCAAGCAUACCGAAGAGAAGGAGCCUGAUGAACGGUCUUAGGUCCUGUAUAUUUUCUCUGAAUCUUCUUCAAAUGUAUAGAUAGUUUUUGACAUGUAUGAUCUACGUCCAUAUUUUGUAUAGUGCGCAUUGUCACGAAGUAUGAAGAGCAUAGAAGCAUUACAGCGCGGUUGGGAAUGUAUAGUAGAUAUUCUCUAUUCAAUUUUUUCU